This is a messenger RNA of Stylophora pistillata, 2214 nucleotides long. RefSeq names its product RING finger protein 11. Lineage: Eukaryota; Metazoa; Cnidaria; Anthozoa; Scleractinia; Pocilloporidae. Gene Ontology annotation, biological process: ubiquitin-dependent protein catabolic process. Gene Ontology annotation, molecular function: ubiquitin protein ligase activity. Gene Ontology annotation, cellular component: ubiquitin ligase complex. The record is from RefSeq and is a predicted model, not a curated record.
UUUUUCAACAGACAGUUGCUGGCCGGUGUGAGUUUAGUAAGCGCCUCAGUUUAAUCAGUCAUCUGCCUCGAAUUUGUGGAGCUUCAGUUUAACCCAUAAUGGGAAACUGUUUAAAAAGCUCUGGGCAAGACGAUAUAUCUCUUGUACACGAUGAAGAAAGUGCAGACUCACCAACAACAGGCGAGCCACCACCGCCAUAUCAGGUCGAAAAACGUUGUCACAUAUUGCCGCGUUUGAUUACUUUAGCGAGUAUUUUAAGUCACUCAAGGCAUUUUUCAUUUCAGGAGGAAGCGCCAAUCUUUAUACAAAGUCAACACGCUCCUCAUCUACUGUCUGAAGAACAGCAGAUUCGUUUAGCCCAGCGUUUAGGCCUGAUACAACAUCUUCCAGUCGGAAAAUACGAUGGAUCGAAAGGGAAAAAGAGAGAGUGUGUUAUUUGCAUGACAGACUUUGCUAUGGGUGAUCCAAUACGGUUUCUUCCCUGCAUGCACAUUUAUCACAAAGACUGUAUAGAGGAUUGGCUUGUGAGAUCAUUCACCUGUCCAUCGUGUAUGGAACCUGUAGAGGCAGCUUUACUCUCAACGUACUAUGAAGCAUCAACAGAAUAAUAGCAAUGUAAUUAUGUCUUUGAAGAGACAAAUGAUAGACAUUUUUUCUAAUGCCUCUUUUUACAAAAACAUGGGGCUAAUUUAGUAAAUGCAUCCCUGUUUCUGUAAAUCAGUCUGGUGUUUGCCAGAGGAUUCAAGAAAGUAAUUCACUUUCUGAUAGUAACUUAAUUAAGGUUUCAUUUAGUAAUUUUUUGAAAGUUUUUAUGGUAACACCAUUUCAUGUUCAAAGAAACAUGGCCAAUACAAUGUUUCUGUGGUUUCGUUUUGUUUGUUAAUUUUUGAGUUAUUCUCAUUUUCUUAUUUCCUUCCCAUACUUACUCUUAAAAAAAAAUCCAUGUUCAUUUCUUUUACUCAUGGUUGACAAUGUUUUCAUCAAAUGGGAGCUGUAUAUUUUUCAUUUAGGUGAUUUUCUUUGUCUUUAGACAUUUCAAAUGUUGUACAGAUGGAAAAAUCUUGUUCUCAUUCUCUCUUUACUCCAAUGCUACAUUUUAUUCAAAUGCUCUCAGACAAAUUAUGUAUCAAUGUGAAAGAAGAAGUCAGUCUUUUAUAGGUUCAACCCAUCUGCUAUUACUAGAUCAUGUUUUAGUCAAACUGCACCUGGAGAGCUGGGUCCAGAGUGAAAUCAAAGUGAGGUCCUUUGCCUACCAGCUUCAAUUUUGAAUAUGUGAAUCCAGUUCAAUUUUGUUGUUAGCACAAUGGGAUUAUUGAUUAUUAAUAAUAAUAAUAUUUAAUGAGGGAACCCAACUUGCCAAGGCAGUUUCCACUGGGAUCCUCAAACUUGGUAAUUACUAUACCCUACUGGUAGCUUGUAUUUUGUAACUGCAUGCCAAAGGCUAUGGUUACACAAGAAGAAUUCAUCACAAAUCUUUUAUAGUUACUAUCAGUGUUCAACUUUUCUAUAUUGAGUAAAUAUUAAAGCUUUACAAUAGCCUUUUUAGUCAGUAUUGCACAGUAUAGAUGAACUACCACUUAGUCAGCAUGUUAAUAUCACCACUGUGAGGCAAAGACUUGGUUUUCCUUCCCCUAUACAUAUGUAAAGCCCUGUAAAUUCCAUAUUUUUUAAGUCUUUACUUUUUCCAAAGACAUUCUUUAAAACUGCAGUGGGAAAUUGCUCACAGGUGUUGGUAUAUUUUUCUGAUGCCCUCCCAAAUUGUUCAACCUCAGACUAAAAAUAGUCAUCAACAAUUUUCCUUUCUAAUUUCUAACAAGGAAAAUUGACUGCUUUUCUUUUUCUGUAAAUUAUUGUUAUGAUUGACAAAAGCUUGCAUUUGGAAAAUUUGCAAAGCUUAAAAAAGAAUCUUCUUGUUCAACAUUGCCACUGCAGCAUUUUGUACAUAAAAGAAAUUUGUGUUCAAUUUUUUUUCUUAUUUAAUGGCAACUGCACUAAACAUGUGGUUACUGAAAUUUGAAGGUUGAGUCUUUUGAACACUUUCUAACUAGCUCAAAUUAAAACUUUUUAAUUUUCAUUUGAGCCAUAGAUAACAAACUAUGUACAUGAUUCCUCUUUUGAGUAAAGUUUUGUAUAUAGCCAACUUUAAAGAAUAAGUUAAUAUUUUAAAAUGUAAAAUACCUAUUGAGACUUGUAAAUAAAUUUGAAAAUAUAGAA